Molecule: messenger RNA, 471 nt
Organism: Rotaria sp. Silwood1
Lineage: Eukaryota; Metazoa; Rotifera; Eurotatoria; Philodinida; Philodinidae
Source: the annotation of a GenBank genome assembly
AUGAAAUGUAGAAAAGAAUCAACUAGUACGGUACCGCCAACUAUACCUGUGGAAUCAACGACGACAAAUGAGGUGCUACCGUUUCAGUGCUCACAUCAUACUGUCAUAGAUGAUCCAACACGUCAUAUUCUGUAUAAUGCAACUCGAACUUGUGACGACGAGAAUCUCGGUUGGGUUCGAUUCAUUGAUGGAGCAAAUAAUGAACGCUCAAUGAUAAUUCCAACUGAACAACCGCCUUAUUUAGAACAUUGUGGUGCAGUCGUUCCUGGGUGGUUAAAAAAUUUUACGUAUCCAACAACAAUUGGAACAACAGUUCAAGCUUCAGUUUGUUUUGAUUUUGUAAUAACAGGUUCAACAGAAAGAUUAUGUUUGUACACAAAUGAUAUACAAAUUACCAAUUGUGGUCAUGAUUUUUUUGUGUUCAAUUUACCAGCUGCACCUCGAUGCAAUCUUCGCUAUUGCACUAUUUGA